Messenger RNA from Macrosiphum euphorbiae (potato aphid), 1116 nucleotides. Lineage: Eukaryota; Metazoa; Arthropoda; Insecta; Hemiptera; Aphididae. The record is from the annotation of a GenBank genome assembly.
AUGUUAUAUUUGGAAGAUUAUCUCGAAAAUAUCGAACACUUGCCACAAGAGAUGAGAAAUCGCUUCACGAAAAUGAGAGAAAUGGACUUACAAGUAGAAAAUUCCAUGGAUUGCAUAAAAAAAAAUGUGGAUACUUUGUUUUUAAAAGCAGAUAAUAUGAACCCAGAAGAAUUAGAAACUAAUUUUAAAGCAAUCAUGAAAGAAGGAGAAAAAUCUGUUGAACAAUCUGAGGAAAAAGUUACGUUGGCUAACCAUAUGCAUGAUCUUAUGUCAAAAUAUUUGAGACGGUUAGAUCAUGAGUUACACAAAUUUAAAAUGGAACUAGAAGCUGAUCAUAGUGGUAUAACUGGACUUAUUGAAAAAAGAAGUUUGGAUUCAGAACAAAGUAAUAUUAUAAUUCCCAAUCAAAAAGAAAAUAAAUAUCAAUUGAAUAGAUGUCUUUUUGGUGACAAACAAGAAGCAUUAAAUCAUGUUAGCACUUCCAAACAAAAAUCAACUUCAAUAGCUUCAAAUUCUACUAGUAGUGGUGAUGUAGCAUCUCCUUCACGGCGUGAUACAAGUCCUGCAAACUCUCGAAUGGUUUCAUCUUCGUUGGCAUACACAUUGGGACAUAUGGGAGCUGGAAGUCCUGCAAUUGCAGCAGCCGCAUCCCAAGCUAUUGUUGCUACUCAACAAUUGUCUCAAGGUCGAAGAACAGCUAGUCUAAAAGCAUCUCUCGAAGCAAUUAAUUCUGGUGCUACAUUGACAGGUCAAAUGAGUUCUACUUCCGGUGUUCUACCAUCAGAAUUGCCUAUUAGUAAAGAAUUAGCAGGUGUUGCACAUUUAGUCAAUCCAAAUAUAGAUGGAACUAGAAAACAUAGAAGGCGAGGUGGUACUCAAAAUUCUCAAAUGUCAACUGAAGAAGAUGUGGAUGAACCAAUUGAUCCCAAUGAACCUCGUUAUUGUAUAUGUAAUCAAGUUGCUUAUGGUACAAUGGUUGCUUGUGAUAAUAAAGGGUGUCCAUAUGAAUGGUAUCAUUGUGAAUGUGUCGGUAUAACAGAUCCACCGAAAGGUAAAUGGUAUUGUCCUCAAUGUAUUACCACAAUGAAGAGUCGUAGAUCACGAAAAACUACAUGA